AUGCCGAACGACGGCCCCGAGACGUCGGGCGCCGGGCCUGCCGCCUCGCCGCUGCGGCCCCGGCGGCGCGCCCGCUCCGACCCGGUCCUCCUGGUCUGCCGCUGCUUCGGCGUCGUCACGGCCGCCGCCGCGCUGCUCUGCGUCGCCGCCAACGUCCUCUCCGCGGUCUACUCCUUCCGCGGCGGCGCCGACAUCAUCGGCGGCGUGCUCCGGUGCUACGCUGUGGCGUUCUCCGUCUUCGUCGCCGUGCUCGAGACCGAGUGGGCACCCAUCAUCAGGGUCUGCAAGAUAUUUGAGUACUUGCCGGCAAGGGGAAUGCUACAAAUCUUCGUUGCUAUCAUGACCAAGGCGUACCCAAAUGUUGAGAGGAAUGAAUUGAUUUUGCUCCAGGAGAUUGCUACCUAUAUGCUUCUUGCGUGUGGACUUGUCUACAUAGUUGCAGGUAUACUCUGUCUUGGUGUGUUAAAACGUUCUAGGCAGCAUAAAGCAACAUCACAGGAGCAAGCAGUCAAAGAUCUGGAGGAGCUAGAGAAGAGGAGAGAAGAGCUUCAGUCUCUGUUAAUUGCGGAGCAGCCAGAGAUGGCCUGA
This is a messenger RNA of Miscanthus lutarioriparius, 588 nucleotides long. NCBI's taxonomy places the organism in Eukaryota, Viridiplantae, Streptophyta, Magnoliopsida, Poales, Poaceae. The record is from the annotation of a GenBank genome assembly.